AUGGCAGAUGCAGAAUGGGAGGCUCACAAGGCAGAGAUCGAACGCCUUUACAUCAGAGAGAACAAAAAGCUAGAGGAGGUCUUGCAAUUCAUGGAAACAACACAUGGCUUUCGCAAAACGAAAAAUCAAUACACGGCAAGAUUUAAGAAAUGGGGUUUCAAGAAAUAUCGCAUGGGCGCUCUCAAGUGGAGACACGUCAACCGGGAAAUACAAAAGAGGGCAGCUGAAGGACAGAAUCUCGAAGUCUGGUUCGAUGGGGUCUAUUACGAUUCAAAAACAGUUCAGUUUGAGAUUCAUCGUCAGGGAUUUCAGAGAGAGAUUGACAAGUAUCAACCAUUGUCCCCAACACCUGAAGGACUUAUUGUGUGCUCCCCUGGUCCGUCGAUCUUCCAAAUUACAUGGCCACAGAAUCUCCCAUGGUUCAUUUUCUCCAUACCUGCGCUAAGCAGAUUACAAAACGUCCCGAGUAAGACUCACAUUCAACAAAUACUGUGGAUUCGGGAAAAGGACCUAUUUUCCCAAAUCAUAGAACGUGGUCUCAUUGAUUCUCUCGGCUCGCUUAUGAUCAAUAAUCAUGCCAAAGUGCUGCGCACCGGACGCAAUAGCUCCAGGGUAGCAGCAGCUCUGAGCUCAAUAAUGCCUGAACAACACGAAGGUCAAAACCUUUACAUAGCAGAAAGACUUUGCGGUCUCAGAGGUGGCAGUGAUGCCGUGGAGCGCUUACAAGUUGCACUUUUCCUGCUUUCCAACAGUUUUAAACGAGGAGGGCCUAGGACUAGCAAGGAAGAUCAAACGAUCAUGGCAACAUUCUAUCAAUCGGGCCUGGAUACCGUCAACAACCUAAAAUAUCUACUUUCCCUCCCCGGGGCAACAGCACAUGCUAUAUCGCACAAGCUUUUUGCAAGUGCGGUGAGAUCCCAGGACGUAAGGAUAGUUCGGAUGGCUUUGGAAGCUGGUAUGAGUCCUGAUAUACCGAUUAUUCAUGAUGGAUAUCCCGUGCGACCUUUGAUGCUGGCUUCCAACUUCAGAGACUCCCGAGCGGCUUUGGACAUGUGCAACUUGUUCCUAUCAUAUGGUUCUGGGCUCAAGGAUGUCAAAAUCCUAGAAAGGGCGCUCUGUGAAGCAAUCCGCUCAAGAAAUAAUGAGCUCAUCAAACUAUUUCUGGGUCGAAAUAUUCCUAUACCAGGAGAGGCAUUAAGCGCCGCAAUUAAGACGGGAACCCCAGGCCUUUUCUCUAUGCUCCUUGAUAUUGACCCCAAUAUUAACAAACGAAGCGGUGGUUCACAGGACCUUUCGAUCCUCGGGCUUGCUGUGGACCGAAACGAUGUGUCUCUGACACAAUAUCUGCUUGCCUUAGGCGCGGAUGUUGACGCAAUCCAACACGUUGAGUUCCGUGGAAACCGGAUUGUCAAGUCAACCACACUUGGACUCGCGAUAAGAAAAGGCAACAACGACAUAAUCAGUCUUCUUUUGGAUACCCAUCCAAAUAUCAACCACCAAGAGGCAUCAGGUAACUACGCCCCCCCACUCGUCUUAUCGGUUGAAUAUGGUGACAUCAAUAUCACACGGCGUCUGUUAUCCGCGGGUGCAGAAGUCUCUACUGGUGAUAAAUUCCAAGGUAUGAACCUCGUACAACGGGCUCUUGAGCGGAACGAUCUCAAAACUUCCAGACUGCUCAUCUCCUAUGGGUCCAGAGUAGAGCCAACUCAGAUGGAGGAUUACUAUACCUCCAUACUGUACAAAACUGUGGAGAUGAACAAUCUCGACACUGCAAUUUCCCUAUUGAGUUGGGGCGCAAGGAAGAAUGAAACUUUUUACGACAAGGUCCCAGACACCAUCCUCGGCGCAGCCAUAGUAGGUGGCCACUGCGAAAUGGUUGGAUCUCUUCUCCAAGCUGGAGCGACAAGAACUGGAAAAAGCCUGAUUCAAAUCGGAAACUUGGAAACUGCAAUGUACUUGGAACAGCUUGGGCUGCUGCCUCAAAUCCUCCAUCGCUAUGGUCAACCGAUACUCGUGUCUGCCAUUAGGAUGUCGCGGAGAAGCGAUAAUGGCCUUGUCCGAUAUUUGCUCGAUCGUAAUCGUGUUGGGUUUGGGCCGUACUGGAGGCUUUUGGAUUACGCCCCUGUUUGCCUAUCUCCGCUUGCAGCUGCAAUUUUUUACUUACGUUUCCCAGAGAGCUUUUCAUUGGCAAAGCUUUUGAUUUUACGAGGAGCAAGCAUCGGAGAUCUUGAACUGACAGCAGCAGUCGAGGAUUAUCGAUGCGGUUCGCAACAUUUUGGAAUUCUUCAACUGCUUUUGGACAAUUUGUCACAGCAGCCUUGUGCUGUCCCAAAUGCCUUCCAGAAGGCUUUACAAUAUGAUCACCUUGUUUUUCUUGUGCGGCGCUUUUUAGAAAUUGGUCUUGACCCCGGAGGCAAAGUUGUUGCUAGCGGAUUUCUGGACAAUAUUUUCCUGUACCAGCUGGACGGAGUCAUCGACUGCGAAGUUCUCGAUUCUAUCCUUGAGAGAGCAGUCAUUUGGCGAAAUGGUGCGUCACUUAGGACCCUUCUACAUUCUCGAACAUGGACUGCGGUUGAAAAAGGACGAGCGCUCACCACAGCUCUGCAUUACCGUCACAAAUCCGCGGUACAGGAUUUAUUGGAUGCCGGUGCGGAUGUGAAUCAGGCGAUCCGGAUUAGUUCUCGCUCCUAUCCGCCACUUUGGCUCGCCAUCAAGAGGCAGGAUAUCUCUCUAACUAGACGCCUGGUUGCUCUCGGUGCUGAUUAUGUCAACCGACCAGUCUCGUCUCAGUUUGGAAGGACGGCAUUACAAUCCGCGGUGGAAGGUGGAAAUGUUCAAAUAGUGGACAUGCUUUUGGACGCUGGAGCAGAUCCUAAUCAGUGUGCGGCUGAUGUUCAAUGCGGGACAGCGCUCCAAUUUGCUGCAAUCAAAGGAUACAUCGCUAUCGCUCGCAAACUACUGGCAAAGGGAGCCGACGUCAACGCAAAAAAGUCCUUGGUAAAUGGCAGAACAGCAUUGGAGGGGGCUGCGGAACAUGGUCGCAUUGAUAUGCUGCAGUUGCUUCUGAAUGAAGGUGCAUCAAUUGUGGCAAGUGGCCGCCGCCAAUACAUUCGAGCAGUUAAACUGGCAGAAAAGAAUGCCGAAUUCGGUGCAGCAAAGCUACUCAGAGACCAAGCGGGUUGGACUGAGUGGGAUGCAAGACAAUAUGAACAUGAGUUCGAUUCCAGGGAGAAAAGUUGA
Aspergillus eucalypticola CBS 122712 is the source of this 3240-nucleotide messenger RNA. RefSeq names its product ankyrin. The transcript has 7 exons. The coding region runs from base 1 to 3240 and encodes 1079 amino acids. The record is from RefSeq and is a predicted model, not a curated record. Gene Ontology annotation, molecular function: protein binding. NCBI's taxonomy places the organism in Eukaryota, Fungi, Ascomycota, Eurotiomycetes, Eurotiales, Aspergillaceae.